GGGAAAUCUACAGAGUAGCAGAUUAUUCCCAAAGGCUUUGUGUAAGCAACAUAAGGAUGUCCUUCACAGAUCCUCUGUCACACUGACAGUUUGGGGAGUUGACGCAAAGGCUCAGUUUAAGACAUGGAGCAACCCAAUAUCCAGGAUCAUCUGAUUAGACAAAAGGAGUUGAUCAAAUAUAGACUGAAGAAACUGAAUGACAAGCAAAAUGAAAUCAAAUCAAAGUCUUCAGUGAUGAGAGAAAACACAGUGAAGAAGUAUAAAGAGAUGCAGAGAGUUCUGGAGGAGGACUGUAGGAUCACUUUAUCUCUGCUGGAGAUAGAGGAGACAGCUACAGUUCAUGCACUGGACGAUCUCAUUGAUACAAACUGUGUCCUUCUCAAAGACAUUGAAUUGCAACUAAAUCAAGGACUGAUGGACAAUGGCAUAAAGCCUGUUGAAAGGGUCACAAUGUUUGACAACAGGGUACAGGAACUGCUAAGAACGACAGACCCAGGUCUGGUAAAGCUUGAUGAGGCGAAAUCAGAUCAGCUACUGGGCCUAACCAACAAUCUACUGCUGUUUAUCCGUUCUCAGAUACCUAUUGCUAAGAGGUUGCUGAAGAGCUAUUCCACAGAAGUGAUUCUAGAUCCGACCACUGCCCACCCAAAGCUGAUUAUUUCAUCUGCAGGGGACUGUGCCACUUUUACAGAUGUAUGGCAGGAUGUCCCCGAGGACAAGGGGCGCUUUGACACCACCCUUAACGUUCUUAGCCUUCAGAGCUGGGAUUCAGGUCGCCAUUAUUGGGAGGUCGAUGUUAGUGAGAAGUUAUACUGGGAGCUGGGUCUCACCUACCCUUCCAUCUCAAGAAAAGGUCAAAAGGAGGACUGCUGGUUAGGCCGACAUGCUGAGUCCUGGUGUCUGGAGUAUUUUGAUGGAGACUACAAUGCAUGGCAUGGAGGUACCGCCCAUCCUUUACCCAUCUCAACAUGCUUUCGGCGGAUAGGGAUUCUCUGCAGCUUUUAUGGAGGUCUGGUGACAUUUUUAGGCGUGGACAACAUGACACCACUGUACUCAUUCUGUACUGGAACAUUUACAGAUGCACUACAUUUGGCUCUGUGUCCAGGUCAUGAUCUUCAGGGGACAAACGCGAAACCAAUUAAAAUCUGUCAAUCAUAA
Molecule: messenger RNA, 1158 nt
Organism: Paramisgurnus dabryanus
Lineage: Eukaryota; Metazoa; Chordata; Actinopteri; Cypriniformes; Cobitidae
Product: probable E3 ubiquitin-protein ligase TRIML1
Molecular function (GO): protein binding
Source: RefSeq, a predicted model, not a curated record